GUUAUUUAUAGCAGUGUAUGGUAUCAUUUCAAAGGUCCGGCAAACUUGGACGUCUACCGAGGCCGUAUGUGGCUUUUAAUGUCAAAUGAGUUUGACCCCCCCCCUGCUUUAGGGUUCCUCGCUUAGGCAGUGGAGCUAAAAGGCCAGAAGAUGGCAUCAUUUCUACACAUUGCUGGUUUCAGUACAGUACACUGAACCCUUUGACACAUUUGCUGAAGUCAUCCACCCUCCUCCCCUCUGAUGUAAGGUUGUUUUGUCCAGCACUAGCGUUUAUGACGCAUGAUACGCAAGAACAUUUACUCUUUGUGAAGUGGCGUUUUUAUAAACGUUUCAAACUAUUCUACGCGUGUUCGUCUUUUGAAGAUGCCUUCAAAUGCAGUCAGUCAAUGAGAAACCGAUAAACCCGUCUGCUGCCCGGUUGUGCGUUGCACUGAAACGAGAUGAAAGAAUCACCGGGUUAAAAAAAAAAUACACCACGACUACGCUUAUAUAACAAUUGGGACGUCAGGGUUGUUUGUUUACAAGUGGUUUGUGGCGCCAUGCUAAAUGCACACCGACAAGCCAGAAUUAAUGUUGCAAAUCCACACUAAUCAAUAUCUCAAUAGAAUUCUGCACAUUUAUAAAUGCUUUUCGGUGUAGGUAGCUAUCACGUGGCAGAUGAACUGUUUUGUUCAACUGUUUUGAUGAAGUCGAUGUUUCAAUGGCCGUCGACGUAUCUUGUUUGUCUCCGUAAUAAGAGGUAAGUAGAAGGGGCGGGGCUUUCCGUGUUUGAAUCAUCGAGAGAGCCAAUAGGCUGCCGAGGAGCUGGAAGAUGGACAGGCACGCCCCCCUAUGACUCAGUGUUCUCCUGUGGUUUUAGAGCGGCGCGUCACAUGUUGUUUUUCUCCACAACGGGAUCAGUCGUACGCUUCUCUUGCCUUCACCUCUUCUUUUUUUAAUUUAUUUUUUUCCUUUGAAGACAACGGACUCGCCUGCCAUGGAUUAAAUGAAAGCGGCGUGUUCAUAUCUUUGAUUUGGCUUUUUCGAAUUGAGGAGCAUUUGUGGUGCUCGGUGACAAGAGAUGGCAAGUCCUCCGGGGGCGACGGGACACCUGUUAUCUAAUGGCGUCAAUGGGGUAAAAAAGUGCGGCUACUUGAGGAAGCAGAAACACGGACACAGGCGCUUUUUCGUGCUGAGGGAGCCCGCCGACCGCUCGCCGGCUCGGCUGGAGUACUACGAGAGUGAGAAGAAAUGGCGGAACAAGGGCGCCGCCAAACGAGUGAUAAGUUUGGACUCCUGCCUCUGCGUCAACAAGCGGGCGGACGCCAAACACAAACACCUGAUCGCCCUCUACACCAAGGACGAGUACUUCGCCGUGGCCGCCGACAGCGAGCAGGACCAGGAGAACUGGUACGUGGUUCUAAGCGAUCUCCUCGCCGAAGGCAGGGUGUACGACAGCCCCGCUUCCACCUCCUCCCUCGUCGGCUUUGAAGAGGCCAACUAUGGAAUCGUGACCCCGGCGACGGCGGCGUACAAAGAAGUCUGGCAGGUUAAUUUAAAAUCCAAAGGUCUGGGUCAGGCGAAGAACCUCACGGGGGUUUAUAGGCUUUGCCUGUCCAGCCGAACCAUCAGUUUUGUGAAGCUGAACUCCGAGACGGCCGCGGUGUGCUUACAGCUCAUGAACAUCAGGAGAUGCGGCCACUCGGAUAGCUUCUUCUUCAUCGAAGUCGGCCGAUCGGCGGUCACCGGGGCCGGGGAGUUCUGGAUGCAGGCGGAGGAUUCGGUGGUGGCCCAGAACAUCCACGAGACCAUCUUGGAAGCCAUGAAGGCCAUGAAGGAGCUCUCCGAGUUCAGGCCCAGGAGCAAAAGCCAGUCAGCUAGCACCACCCCCAUUUCCGUGCCCACCAGACGCAAUCUGGGUAACUUGCCCCCGAGUCAAACGGGCCUGGUGAGGAGAUCCAGAACGGCCAGCGCGGCCGCCACAUCUCCGGCGAGGAAGUGUACACCCUGCCGGGUGAGAACCUCCAGCGAGGGCGACGGAAGCGCUCCGCGGCCCGCGUCCGCGGCGACGCCCGCCGCUAACGCAAGAUCCGCCAGUCCCAACGCCGGCUCUCAACUCGGCAAGUCCGGCACGCUGAGCGACGGACGCACCUGCAGGAUGCUUGAAACCACCUCCAACCUGCAUCAAAGCCCGUCCAUGCCGAGUUCCCCUCCCGCCGCCGCCCCCAUCAGCACGUCACCCGGACAUGAUCUCUCCACUCCCAACCGCGCCGGGCAAGCCUACAGUUGCAUCGGUUCCCUCGGCGACGCCGGCUUCUUACUAUGCGACGAUUACAGUUGCAGUCCACUUGAAGCCAAGUUCCCCCCCCUGACCCGCAGCGACACCCCCGACUCCCUGUCCAGCACCCCUUCAUCCCGUGACGCGAGCGACUCCUGCGGCUACAUGCUAAUGCUAGCCGCCAAGUCCGGCGGCGAAGGGGCGGCGGCGACGGAUAAAGCUUACAGGAAGCGAACGCACUCCCUCACCACGCCGCGUCACCCGAAAGCCGCCGCGCCGCUGUCGUCCGCAUCCCUGGAUGAGUACACCCUCAUCCGGGCCCGCGACGGACACAAUUCCCAUUCCGCCUCGCCGAAAGUCUGCUACCCGGAAGACUACGGAGACGUGGAGAUCGGCUCAUCCAGGAGCUCGAUUAGCAACCUCGGCGACGACGGCUACAUGCCCAUGACGCCGGGCGUGGCGUCGAACUCCGGCAAGCUGGACAACUACGUGCCCAUGAGCCCCAUGUGCGUCUCGGCGCCAAAGCAGAUUGUGAAUCCCAGGGUGCGCCCUCACGGGGCGACCAAUCGGGGCUACAAAACCGGCUCCCCAUCCAGCGUCUCGCUGGAGGACAACAACGGCUACAUGCGAAUGUGGUGCGGCUCCAAGUCGUCCGCGGAGAGCCCGGACCGGCACGGGGAGUACAUGAACAUGUCACCCGGAAACCCACCUGCGCUCCUCCAGACCCCGCCGGACUACUACGCGGGUUUAACGGCGUACCCGCCCAGCCACCUCUCGGUCCAAACCUCCGAGAAUGACGACGACGACGGCCAGUAUGUGUUGAUGAGCCCGCAAAGUUCCAGGCAGAGGGCGGCGGACGCGGACUACUAUUCGGUGAUGCGACCCGCCGCGGCUCAGGACUCGGCGCCGAGCCCCCCAACCGCUUCGCCGGCGAGACGCGGCCGGCCUGCCAACCUGACCCACAGGGGGGGGAGGCUCGGCAGGCCCAACAGGCUGUCCCUCAGGACCCUGCCGAGCAUGCACGAGUAUCCCCUGCCGGCGGAGCUCCCGGGAGAAUACAUCGAUAUUGAUUUCGGCGGCGCCAGAAUCUCUCCGCCUUCGACCGAGUCGGCGGGGAGCCGCUCGUCAUCGCUGAGCUCUUGCGACGAGGGUUCCAGGAGGCCUUGUCUGACGUCUUACGUCAAACUUGAGAUGGCCUUGCACCAACCCGACGAGGAGGCCGACGCUCUUGCCGCAGAACAGGCGCAGGCGCUCCCGGAUCUGUCCUCGCGGCCCGGCUCGGAGGAGGAUGGGGUGUGCCGGUUGGAUGCGCGCAAAGAGCCGAGAGAUGGCAAAGCGGGUCAAAACGACUACGCGCAGAUGACGUUUGGGAUGACCAGCUCACCCCCUCAGCUCGUUCCGCAAGUAACAACAGGUCAGAGCAGCAGAGGGAGAAGGCAUUCGCUGGAGGAGGCAACCGUCCCAGAAGAAAUCGGCGUCUUCCUCCUCGGGCCUGCCUCGUCAUCCAUACCGGACCCCGACCGCUCGGCCAAGGUGAUCCGCGCCAACCCGCAAGGACGACGACGCCACAGCUCGGAGACCUUCUCCACCAUGGCGACGGUGACGCCCGUCUUCCCUUCGUUUGCCCGCGGGGAGACGGCGAAGAGGCACAGCUCCGUGGAGAACAUCUCCUCGCGGAGCAGCGAGGGCUCCGACGAGGAGUGCGGCGGCAGCCCCCUGAGCCGACGCGGCUCGGCCGCUUACCCGAACGGACUCAACUACAUUGCCUUGAACCUGCUGGACAACAAAUGCGACGAGCUGGUCGGCUUCAAAGCGGUUAGCAGCUGCAAACGGGGAAUCGGUGGAUUGCACGGCACGCCAUACGUUUGCUUGGGCUUCAAGGAGUCUGUAACUACUGCCACAGAUUGAAGCAGUCGACUGACCUCGUGAUCGUGACCCCUUUGACCUCUGCGACCCCAAGCGGCAAACCUCAGCGCUUCAUGAAAACGCAUACACAAAAACACACACGCACGCACAUCUAUAGGCUAGAGGACGCCUCCAUUUAUGCAUGUUGGGAGUUUGAGGUAUGAAGUGUGUGCGUGCGGCGUGCGUAAUUGAGCAAAAACUCAGUCAGUGAACACUGUUACUUUGAAAUCUGACUAGCAGGAGUGCGAGCUCGUACACUUGAGUACAGAACUCUCUUUGGAUGAGUUUAUUUAUUUCCCCGAGGACGAAUGUCGAAUUGGUCCCACCCGAUGCCUUAACACGCUGAUAAAUUCUCUCCGUGUUCAGCGAAGCAGAAGGAAAUAUGCUCUUGCCGCAUGUCCGUCUGAACUUCUAUGUCGUUAUUCACUCGGGAGAGUAGUAUUAUUUACAGAAAAGUACAUUCAAAGUAUUUUCUUAAUUUGCUAUUUAUUCUCACUAGAUUAUUUUUUUAUCCAAAUAUAUUUCUAAAUAUACAAAGUUCUAUCUGAGCUCCGUGAUAAACCAGGCGUUGCAAUGCACUGCCCCUUCCGACCUUUUUCCUUCGGGUCCACGGUGAGCCCGCGGGCCCUAUGUUUGCGUCCCGCGACCAUGCCGCUGAACGUUUUUAAGAGUGUGCGAUGUCUACGUGGGGCUGUACUCGAAAGGCGGAAACAUCUGGCACCGCCAUGGAAACUCUCGGGGGAGUCUGCUGCGUGGGACUUUGAAGGAAGUGAAGCGGGGGCGGGGGGGGGGGGGGGCUAGGGGGGGGGUUCUCCCGACUGGGCUCGGCGGCAGGCAAAAUUCUUUCCGAUACAUGACGUCGUAAAUCGGCGGCAAAGCGCAACGCUAGCAAUGCAACAAACAUCGUAUAGAGAUUACGCCUCCCGACAUUAGCUUUGGAAAAAAAUCUAUCAUUGUAAUGAUGCAUCAUUUAAAUCCGGCAGCCCCCGUGCCCCCCCCUCCCAUUUUCUCCUGGACCCACAAAAGGCUGGCAACCCCUGCUCUGAAGAGCUAAAGCUAGCCUGUCCACGCCGCGGACUCCCAUCGGCCUUGUUGUGUUAGCGUUCGUCAGACACGAUGGUCGCGUUAGCUUAAAAAGCGAAGGACAGCUUAAGCCACCGGUGUCAAACUCAAGGCCCCGGGGGCCAGAUCUGGCCCGCCACCUCAUUCGAUGCGGCCCGCGAAAGUAAAUCAAAAAUGUCAACUUUCAUGACGCUUGCUAAAAAUGGCUACCAAAAUUGAAAUUCUCAGUUUCUGGAAAGCAUUUCCUUGUUAGCAGACCCCUCAUGAGAGUACUUUAAACAAUCGUUGAACGAAACAUUUUUCUUGACUUUUUCGAUAUGGUUUCAGUCGUAACGGCCCUGCGGGGAAAACGGUCACCAAAAUGUGGCCCGCGACAAAAAUGAGUUUGACACCCCUGCCUUAAGCCCUCCAUUCAUCAGAUCCAGUCACAACCCCCCCACCCCGCCCUCCCAGCCCCUUCCAGUCUAAUAGCAGAAAAUAUUAAAAGUCUCCAUGGUGUGUGUCAAAACACGUGCCGAAAUCCCACCUCCACACUUUCAAGGGUACUAUCGAGUUUGCGAAACCUUCGUACCAAAGUCCCAAAAUAUCACCGAGCUGGCGACCCGGUCGAACAGUUUCGUGACAUGCCGAGCUGUUGUUUGCCACGCUGGUCCUCAUCCAUCCAUCCAUCCAUCCAUCCAUCAUCUACCGCUUAUCCGGGGCCGGGUCGCGGGGGCAACAGCUUUAGCAGGGAAGCCCAGACUUCCCUCUCCCUAGCUACUUCUUCCAGCUCUCCCCGGGGGAUCCCGAGUCGUUCCCAGGCCAGCUGGGUGACAUAGUCUCUCCAGCGUGUCCUGGGUCUUCCUCCGGGUCUCCUCCCGGUGGGACAUGACCGGAACACCUCACCGGGGAGGCGCUCAGGAGGCAUCCGAAUCAGAUGCCCAAGCCACCUCACUCAUCUGGUCCUGACGUUUGUAUUUAUGAACUACCUGGAUGUGAAUAUGAUGUAAAUAGACAAAGAGUUGGCGUGAAAGCGCUUCUACUGAGAGUACAAAGAAUUCCUAAAAUCUAGAUUUUACCCGCGUUGCAUAAAUAUAUAAAGUAUAUCUCUAUAUCUAUAUCAAAUAUUUCUGCUAAACUAUUUUAGCUACCCUUCUUAUGGCUUUCAGGUUUUACAGUGUAAUGGUAUGCUUUCUCCUUCGGCGGUCUAAAAGCAAAAUAUUUGAUGAUUUAAAAAAAAAAAUGAAUUGCCUCGUGGACGGGAUGUGACGCACGAGCGAGACGUUCGAGUUUCUAACGGUGAAAAGCAAACGUUAAGCCAACGUUUCCCAUGCUUGUCUCUUUGCUUUCGGUUUGUUUGCUAGUUCCUUGUAGAGAGAAAAAAAACAAAAGAAAACGUUUUUGUUUGGUGUCAAUGUCUUCCGUUGUACAUAGAACGCGAUGCUCUCUAUUGUCAGGCGAAAAAUUUAUUCGAACGAUUUUAUGGAAUCUGGUGUUCAUUUAUUGUUUUGAUCUGUAUAGAUGGUGCAGAGUGACCUCAAUAAAUCAUUUAUUUAAACCGA
Hippocampus zosterae (dwarf seahorse) is the source of this 6765-nucleotide messenger RNA. RefSeq names its product insulin receptor substrate 2-like. Bases 1061 to 4165 code for a protein of 1034 amino acids. Gene Ontology annotation, cellular component: cytosol; plasma membrane. Gene Ontology annotation, molecular function: insulin receptor binding; phosphatidylinositol 3-kinase binding. NCBI's taxonomy places the organism in Eukaryota, Metazoa, Chordata, Actinopteri, Syngnathiformes, Syngnathidae. The record is from RefSeq and is a predicted model, not a curated record. Gene Ontology annotation, biological process: insulin receptor signaling pathway. The transcript has 3 exons.